CCAGCGUGAAUGGUAAACUCAUCGAGACGUCCGAACCGUAGCCCACACGCUCAGGCAACACGUGGCAGUAUCUCAGUACCUUGACCCUGUCCGGGGCAGCUACUAGCAUAAAAUCAUUUCUCAGCAAAUUCACUUAGCAUUAAAAAGAUGUGAACCAGCCAAAGGCGAUGACGCAUAACGUUAAACACGUGGUCUGGUUACCUGUUUUUGACUAGCUAAAUGCUUAGAGCUUAACAUUUUUUAUCGAGCUGGGCAGCCUCGUGAAAUUGGACCAAAACGCACGUUCCGACUCCCGGCACUCCGUUUCGAGACUGUGGACGUGACGGUGGAAGGUGCGGCUGACUGCUUGGUAAAAAUGGGGUACUUUACCGUAAGCAACCUUUUCAUUCUGAUUCUGGUUGGGAUGGCAAACGGCAACACUUGCAAUGGACCAAAUGGAAAGCCACUUUGCCUGGAGCCGCAAUGCAUCCGGACUACCGGCGACGUCUUGCGCGUCAUGGAUCUGGACGCGGACCCCUGCCAGGAUUUCUACCAGUACGCGUGCGGUAACUUCGCCGAAGUCACGAUGCGGCCGGACAGCGAGUCACGAAACACGCCUUUUAAAGUAACUCAGCGUCAAAACCGAAAAGUUGUGCAGAAGCUCCUUGAAGCGGAUGGAAACGAGUACAGAGGAGUUCGAAGUGAAGCUUUAGUCAAGGCUAAGACGUUUUUCAAGACAUGCAUGAAUCAGACGUUCGAGGUGGAGAGGGGCAUUGAUAAUUUUUUGGAACUCGUACACUCCGUGGGCUUGCUGGACGACUCCUCCGUGCCUACUCCACCUGUCAGUUACCUGGCCAAGAUCUAUCAGCUUGGUAUACAGCUGCUCUUUGCAAUGAACGUCGGACCUGACGACAAAAACUCCAGUGUGAAUGUAUUCCACUUCCAGCAGUUUGGCCUUAAUUUGUACCACCCUAGCUUCUAUGAAGGCGAUACUAGUCGGCUAGACGCCUUCACUGAACAAGGCGUAACUAUUCUGACCUUGCUUCUUGAAUCGAGCGCAGGCAUGGAGCCGGAUCAGUCAGAGGCCGAAGCAAGAUCGAGAAUGGACGGCAUUGUUGAGUUCGAGGGGGAAAUGAGCAAGAUUUACGUCCCGUCCGCCAAACUCCAAGAUAGCGAGUCAAUCUACAACAAGAUGACCUUGCAGCAGUUAGCGGACAUGAUGCCGGAUUUCGACCUGCUCGGGUACAUAACAGAGGUUUUCGGCAGAGAUUUAGGCGGCGAUCGAGAAGCGGUCGUCUAUACCCCGGCCUACUUCAGGAAGCUGAACAAUCUCAUCAGAGACACUCCAGCAAGGGUCCUGGAGGAUUACAGCUUGCUGUCCAUGACUCGGAAGUUCCUCAAGUACUUAACGAAGCCUUUCCGGGACGCCGAGUUAGAAUUCGUGAGGGUCUUGACGGGCGCCACCGAGCGGCCGACGCUGCUUGAGCAGUGCAUUCAAGAAACAGACCGCAACUUCGGCAUGGUGACAGGAGCCCUGUUCGUGGAGCAGAAAUCCUCCGAAGAGGCAAAGCGUAAGACAGAGGAAAUUCUGCAGUACAUCAGAGACACUUUCGUGGAAAAUCUCCCACAAGUCAGUUGGAUGGAUAGCAAGGCUAAGUCCCUGUCAAAAGAAAAGGUCCAAGCCAUGACGACCAAGAUUGGUUUCCCAGACUUUAUCCUGGAUCCAGCUCUCUUGGAUGCACUAUAUGAAGGGUUUGACGUUGUCAGUGACAGUGCGCUCCAGAAUCAUGUCAACUACAAGACCUAUUUGUACAAGAAUUCCUUAAAGAUUGUCGACGCUCCAGUGGACAAGACCAAGUGGGACCUCAGUCCGGGCAAAGUGGCAGCAACGUACGAUCAUUCUCGCAACGAAUUGGCGUUUCCUUCGGGCAUUCUGCAACCGCCGUUCUUCAGCACUGACCUGCCGACAUCCAUGGUUUUCGGAGCGAUAGGCACCAUCAUGGCGCACGAGUUAACCCAUGGCUUCGACACCCAGGGGCGACUGUACGACAAAUAUGGGCGUCUGAGGAGCUGGCUCUGGGGCAAGGCGGCAUACAAUGAGAAAACCGACUGCCUAGUCCGGCAAUACUCACAAUACCUCAUAGGUGGUCAGAAUGUGGACGGCACGAAGACGCUUGAUGAGAACAUCGCAGACAACGGCGGACUUAAGAUCGCCUUCCUGGCCUAUCAGAAAUGGCGCAGAGACAACGAGGACGGCUUUGAGUUGCCUCUGAAUCUGACGGCUAACCAAGAGUUCUUCCUCGGCUUGGGGCAGGCCUGGUGUAGCGACUACACACCGCAAUCAGCACUGAAUUUCUUGCAAACAGACACCCAUGCCCCUGAGAGAUACAGGGUCAUCGGGAUGGUGUCCAACCUGCCAGGUUUCAGCGAGGCCUUCCGGUGUGCGGCGGACACUCCCAUGAACCCGGCUGAGAAAUGUGAAGUUUGGUAGGCCUUGUCGGCGUCCUCUUGACAGCGAUAUUUUU
Messenger RNA from Patiria miniata (bat star), 2504 nucleotides. RefSeq names its product endothelin-converting enzyme 1-like. Gene Ontology annotation, biological process: protein processing. Gene Ontology annotation, molecular function: metalloendopeptidase activity. The record is from RefSeq and is a predicted model, not a curated record. The coding region runs from base 356 to 2470 and encodes 704 amino acids. The transcript is spliced from 14 exons. NCBI's taxonomy places the organism in Eukaryota, Metazoa, Echinodermata, Asteroidea, Valvatida, Asterinidae. Gene Ontology annotation, cellular component: plasma membrane.